UUGACCAGCUCGGUCAGUGUGUUGUUGCAAAACAGAAUGUGGAUUUGUUUAUUGUACUUGGGGACUGUUUUGGCGGUCCCCACGGACGAAUUUCGAGCGAUUGUUCAUGAAGGAGACCUUUCUCCAGAUUUAUUGCUCAAACAAAUCAUUCCUUCAGGAUAUUCGCCGCAAAUCAUAAAUGAAAACACAGACUCCCAUAUACCAAACAUAGAUAAUAAGGACAACGAACACUUUAUAACAUUCAACGAUUACGUAGAAAAAGGUGUGACUGAAAAAGGACUCACAUUCAACAUCUACGAUGAUGACAUGAGAAAUGCUGCAAUCGCUUUGUUUCGUCUUCUUCGUGAUACUAGAAUAUACAAUAGAGUGGACUAUGAAAAAAUAAAGAAAUGGGCCAAUGCAAAUAUAAACAGCGAUAUGUAUGACUACGCAAAACGCCUGACAUCGUUGUAUAGCAUCAGUCGUGGAUCGGAAGAAACUUUACUGCCUCCUUUCAUAUUCAAACCAAACUACUUCGUCAACGGUGAAACUAUCAUGAAAGCGAUGUUUAUCAAAAAUAAUAAUGGCCAAUUUAGUGACAGUAACUUGAAAAACCAAGUAUUCAGAAUUGAUAAGAGGAUUAUUAUCAACAGCAAUUAUUCUGGAUGGAACAUUCCACUGAACGGCUGUGACGAAAAAAUUAGCUAUUUCAAAGAUGAUGCCACUCUAAAUAGCUAUUAUUACGGAGUUCACCUUCGUCACCCAUAUUGGAUGCCAAAUGAAGAGCUAGAUGAGAUAAAUCCGAAGCACCCUGAGCAUUUUUACUACAUUCAUCAACAACUAUUGGCGAGAUACCGCUUGGAAAAAGAACACCUUGGAACUGCAUUCGUAAAGUCGUCAAAACAAACCUGUGAACCAGAAUACAAUCCAUAUUUAUAUUACGAAAAUGGUCUAGCCUUUCCAACGAGGUCAUCUAUACUUGGUGAUAUGCAAGAAAACAUUACCUAUUUGAAAUCCAUUGAUAUUGCUAUAAAAGAAUGUAUUUACAGAGGACUUGUAUUUUUGAAUGGGACGUUCAUAAAAAUGUCCAGUGACAAUUACAUAGGCUUAAUGACAAAACUAAUAAGAGCUAAUUUGGAUGGAGUCAAGUCAGCUAAAAUUGUGCGAUCCAUAUUUGGCUAUGGAAACAACGGAUACCCAUUAUACAGAUACAACCCUACUCCAUCAUUACUUCACCACCCUCAAACAACGCUAAGAGAUCCAGUUUAUUGGUCCUUGAUUGAAAGAGGACUUGAUUAUUUCUCAGAAUUCACAAAUAACUCAGAACCUCUUGAUAUUUCUAAGUACGAAACUAAUGAGUUUGAAAUUCUUCAAUUUGAAUCCUCCAAGUUGGUUACAAUUUUUGACUAUAAUUUAAUAAACUUAAACAAAGCUCUACAGGGAGACACAUCUAACCAUAAUGGAAUCUCUAACAAUAACAUUUAUUCACGGCAGAGAAAAUUAAACCAUUUGCCUUUCAAUUUUAAUUUUACAGUAGUAUCAACAGCUACUAAAGACGUAAUUAUAAGAUUGUUCUUAGGACCUCAUUGUAAAUACAGCUGCUGGGAUUCACAUUCUAGAUUUUUCGAACUUGAUAGUUAUCGUUACACUUUGACAGAAGGAAUCAACAACAUUAUCUGGGACCCUGAGUCAUCUGAGCGAUAUGUCUACUAUAGUGCAAAUGAUUUUGAAAAUGAUAACGAGAAUGGUUACAACAUUUAUAAAUUCCCCAGAAACUUAGUGCUACCGAAAGGAUCAGAGGUUGGUCUUAAUUUGACUGUAUUUGUAAUGAUAACUGAGGACGACAAUUUGACUGAAAAAGAUGCAACUAUAACUCCUGUACUUUAUCACCAAUUCUCUAGUGAGAUCGAUAGUAAGCCAUUAGGAUUUCCUUUCCAUAAACACGCUGAAUCAUACAGUGACUCUGCACCUAAUUAUAGAUUUUUCAAUGUUACUGUUUAUCACAUGAAGACUUUAGAUGUUGACUUUAAUGGCUACUUUUCGCCUCAUUUAUAUUGAUUUCAAAUAUAUUUGUAAAUUUUUAUAAUUUAGGAACAUUUUAACAUCUAGUUGAACUUAGAUAAUGAAAAAUCUUUGCCUACAGGAUUUGGCAGUCUUGUAAAGUAAAUGUGACUGUAAGGAAACAUAAACUGUUUUAGUGAUCUCAACAUUCUCAACAGUAUUUCACUAUGAAAUGUUUUUUAGUUUGCAAGAUUGCCAAGUUUCCACUUUCAGUUUAGUUUUCAAAUUGGCUUAAGAAAAAAUAAAAUGAUGUUAAGAAAUAGGUACACUAAAUACCUA
Molecule: messenger RNA, 2319 nt
Organism: Ostrinia furnacalis (Asian corn borer)
Lineage: Eukaryota; Metazoa; Arthropoda; Insecta; Lepidoptera; Crambidae
Product: basic juvenile hormone-suppressible protein 2
Exons: 5
Coding region: 37-2037 (666 amino acids)
Source: RefSeq, a predicted model, not a curated record